Messenger RNA from Triticum dicoccoides, 1064 nucleotides. Its product is annotated as tyrosine N-monooxygenase-like. Gene Ontology annotation, molecular function: oxidoreductase activity, acting on paired donors, with incorporation or reduction of molecular oxygen; monooxygenase activity; heme binding. Bases 33 to 701 code for a protein of 222 amino acids. The record is from RefSeq and is a predicted model, not a curated record. NCBI's taxonomy places the organism in Eukaryota, Viridiplantae, Streptophyta, Magnoliopsida, Poales, Poaceae. The transcript has a single exon.
UCUGUGGGUCCAACAAAGCAGUGCUUGCACCGAUGGAUCAGCUGUUCUUAAUGGCAAUGGGGCUAUUGCCCGUGCUAGCCUUCAUGGUCCUUAUGUUCAUGCCCAAGCCCAAGAGCAAGAUCACCUGCGUUGGUGCCACGCAGCUCCCUCCGGGCAGUGCAUUCUCCUGGCCCCUUGUGGGCAACCUGCCGGAGAUGAUGCUCAACAAGCCAGCAUUCCGAUGGAUCCACUCGAUGAUGAAGGACAUGGACACCGACAUCGCCUGCAUCCGCCUCGGUAGCGUGCUCGUGGUCCCGAUCACCUGCCCGAAGAUCGCCCGUGAGGUACUCAAGAAGCAGGAUGCCAACUUCGCCUCCCGCCCGCUCACCUUCGCCUCGUCGACCUUUAGCGGCGGGUACAAGAACGCCGUGCUGUCCCCCAUGGGCGACCAGUGGAGGAAGAUGCGUCGCGUGCUCACCUCGGAAAUCAUCUGCCCCUCCCGGCACCAGUGGCUCCACGACCAGCGUGCCCAAGAGGCCGACAACCUCACAAGCUACGUCUGCAUGCUCGCCACCGCGCCGUCCUCGGCCGUCAAUGUGAGGCAUGUGGCGAGGCAUUACUGUGGUAAUGUCAUCCGGCGGCUCGUAUUUGGUGGGCCGAGAGCGGUUGGUGCAGGAGUCGGACAUCUGACGCCUCACCUACGUCAAGGCAUGCAUUCGUGAGGCAUUCCGGCUGCACCCCGUCGCACCCUUCAACGUGCCACACGUCGCGCUCGCUGACAGCAACAUCGCCGGCUACCGUGUCCCCAAGGGCAGCCAUGUCUUACUCAGUCGUAGGGGACUUGGCCGGAACCCGGCUAUCUGGGACGAGCCGCUACACUUCAAGCCAGAGCGUCAUAUUAAUACCGCAGCCCACAACGACGUCACCCUCACGGAGAAUGAGUUGCGGUUCAUCUCCUUCAGCACCGGCCGCCGUGGGUGUGUGGCGGCGUGGCUUGGCACAACCAUGUGUGUAAUGCUCUUCGGACGGCUACUGCAGGGAUUCACAUGGACCAAGCCAGCGGGUGUAGCAUCUAUCGAUCUCAG